Camponotus floridanus (Florida carpenter ant) is the source of this 1882-nucleotide messenger RNA. RefSeq names its product maltase 1-like. Bases 33 to 1760 code for a protein of 575 amino acids. The transcript is spliced from 8 exons. The record is from RefSeq and is a predicted model, not a curated record. Gene Ontology annotation, biological process: carbohydrate metabolic process. NCBI's taxonomy places the organism in Eukaryota, Metazoa, Arthropoda, Insecta, Hymenoptera, Formicidae.
AAUGUAUAUAUAAGCAUUUUCAGAUUCGACAAAUGCAAACGGCAAUUAUGUCGCUGACAACAAGUUUAUGUGCGUUACUGCUGCUGCUCAGCAGUUCAUCUGCAGAGAUUUUCAAUAAGUCGUGGUGGAACAGCACUGUCUUCUAUCAGGUUUAUCCGAAAAGUUUCUAUGAUUCCAAUGGUGAUGGCGUAGGCGAUCUAAAUGGAAUAACUUUAAAGCUCCAGUAUGUCAAGAAUAGUGGCAUCAACGCGAUAUGGUUGUCGCCCAUAUUUUCGAGUCCUAUGGCUGAUGGUGGAUACGACAUAUCUAAUUUUACGGAAAUCGCUCCAAUAUUUGGUACACUAGAAGAUUUUGAGAAACUUGUGAUGAGAGCUCAUAAACUCGGCCUAAAAGUUGUCCUCGAUUUCGUACCUAACCAUACGUCUGACCAGCACCCAUGGUUCCAAAAGGCUCUUCAAGGCGAUGAGAAAUAUAAGGAAUAUUAUAUAUGGGCAGACGGUAAAAAUAAAGAUGACAAAACACCUCCUAACAACUGGCUCAGUCUAUUUAAUAUUCCCGCAUGGACUUAUGUUCCUUCAUUAAAGCAAUGGUAUCUUCAUCAAUUCGGUACAAUACAGCCGGAUUUGAACUACUCAAAUCCGGAGGUAGUAGAGGAGAUGCGAAACGCACUGAAAUUCUGGUUGGAUAAAGGAGUAGAUGGAUUCCGCGUAGAUUCUGCCCCGUAUAUUUUUGAGGAUAAAGAAUUGCGAGAUGAGCCUAGAAGUUAUGCGCCUGAUUCCACGCCGGAUCAGUAUACCUAUUUAGAGCCUAUUUACACUGCUGAUCUAAAACCUACUUACGAGCUAUUUGGAAGUUGGAGAAAAUACCUAGAUGGAUAUGCUGAUGAACGUAAUCUAGAUCAAAAGAUGUUAGUGAUGGAGACGUACAGCAGUUUAGAACAUACAUUAGAAUAUUAUGACUAUGAUGUGUUGCCUUUCAAUUUCCUAUUUAUUACAAAUGUCACUAAUAGCUCAACCGCAACAGAUUUCAAAAACACAAUAGACCUCUGGAUAAACUCAGUACCAUAUGGUAAAAGCAACAAUUGGGUGUUGGGAAAUCAUGACAGGCCACGCGUAGCCUCGCGUUUUCCAGGCAGAUUGGAUCAAAUGACCAUGUUGUCCAUGAUUUUGCCGGGCAUGGCAGUGACUUAUAACGGCGACGAAAUCGGUAUGGUGGACGACAGGAAUAUAUCCUGGGCGGAUACACAAGAUCCCUUAGCUCGCAUCGCGGGCAAAGAUCAUUAUGCGGCUAUAUCUCGCGAUCCAGAACGAACGCCAUUCCAAUGGAGUGCCGAAGAGAACGCAGGUUUUAGCACGGCAAAUUCGACGUGGCUUCCGGUGAAUCCAAACUAUAAGACGUUGAACUUGCAGGCAGAGGAGCGUAGUUAUCAAUCACACUAUAAAAUCUAUAAAACCUUAGCCUAUUUGCACCGAAAGGAACCAGCGCUUACCCAAGGAAGCUAUGCAUCGUUCACGACGAACAAUGGUACAGUUCUGGGUGUGAUCAGAAGCAGCGAUGAUCGCACCGUGCUACUUCUGAUUAAUUUCGACGAUUACAUCCCUCAAUUUGUUGAUUUGUCAGAUCAAGAUCUUCCGAAACAAUUGAAACUUCAGGUUUCUUGCUUUGGAACUCAUUCUUCUCCAAAACAACGGGUUAACAUAGAUAAUAUAUAUUUACCCGAGAAAGCAGCUGUAGUGUACACGUCUUUAAACAUUCAAUGAAUAUGCUACCUUCGAAGCACGUAUUUAAAUAGCAACUUUGUCGACUAUGCUUUUAAAAAUUAUAAUAUUUCCUACAACGUAAUUUUACUAUGCUUUUAAAAAUUAUAAUAUUUCCUGCAAUA